CACCUCUUUCUCACUCUCCUCUCCAGCCCUUAUCUCCUCUUCUACGAAAAUCCCCCCUCGUUCCAGUUUUUCUAAUCCUCCGCCUCUCCUUAGUAAUAACAACCUCUCAUUUCUAAAUUUUUCUUUUCUUUUUGUUGUUAUAGAAGACGGGAAGACAACAUCGACAGAACCAGACUCGGCCAUUCGUUUCCAUUUCCAUCAAGUGUUUAAGAAAGCCGUGGUCAUGUCAUUGCAAAUCAAAGGAACUGAGAUCAUGGUCAAUGGAUGCCGCCUCUGUACUACUCCUCUUCUUAAUUGCAAUGCGACAAACGUAAAAUAUUUCAAGCUUCAUUUUUUGAAAGCGAUGAUCAAAGUCAAAGUGGAUGACAAUAUUAACUGAUGGAAUGGUAGAUGCUAAGGUAUCAACUGAUCAAAGUCAAAGACUGAUGAUGUCAACCGAGAGAUUGAAUCAGUCUAGUGAUAGCAUAAGAGAAGCCCGCAAAGUGAUGUUGCAAACUCAAUAGCUCGGGGUUUCAAUCCUUCACGAUUUGCACCAGCAACGCCAAUCUCUUCUUCAUGCUCAUAAUACACUCCAUGGAGUGGAUGACAAUAUUAGCAGAAGCAAGAAGAUUAGACAAACAUGUCAAUAUUGAUUGUUUACUUUAAGUUUGGGACAUUAGUCAAAUUCCCAGGUUUUUGUGUGUACAACCUUUUGGUGUGUGUUUGAAACCAGAAAGCGUG
This is a messenger RNA of Cuscuta epithymum, 720 nucleotides long. Lineage: Eukaryota; Viridiplantae; Streptophyta; Magnoliopsida; Solanales; Convolvulaceae. The record is from the annotation of a GenBank genome assembly.